AUGGAUCCUUUUCCCUUAAACUCUCCCGGGUUUGUGAACCUUCUUACUUCUCAGAGCUGUCCCCCAAUAGAUUUAGGACGUUCUGAGGUUCCAAAAGCUCCGGAAAGGCGGAAGUGGAGCACGAAAGAAGACUUGGUGCUGAUCAGUGCUUUGUUGAACACCAGCAAGGAUCCAAUCAUUAGCAAUGAGCAGAAGGUGGCCCAUUUUUGGAAGCGCAUAGAGGAGUAUGUGAACGCAAGCCCUCUGCUCGUUGGCUCCCUCCCUAGGGAGUGGAGUCAAUGUAAGCAGAGGUGGGGAAGGGUAAACGAACAAGUCUGCAAGUUUGUGGGUUGUCAUGAAGCUGCUUUGAAGCAGCAUGCGAGUGGUGAAAAUGAGAAUGAUGUCAUGAAGGUGGCCCAUGACAUCUUUUCUAAUGACUACAAUGCAAAGUUCUCCCUUGAACAUUGUUGGAGGGAGCUCCGUUUUGAUCAAAAAUGGAGAUCACACUCUUCCUCGCGUGAUGGUGCAAAGGAGAAAAGGAAGGAGCCAGGAGAGGAGGUAGCUGGCGAGGAAGAAGUCAGGCCUCCGGGUGUGAAGGCUAGCAAAACAGCCAAACGGAAGAAGCACGUCAAUGAAGCCGCCUUUGAUCAGAUUGAGAGCAUUUUAGCGGAGAAAAAGAACAUCUCCCGCCAGAAACUCCUUGAUAGGUUACUAGCAAAGAAUUCAGAUACACUUUCUGAUCAAGAAAUGGCUCUAAAAAACAAACUCAUAUCUGAAAUGCUUUAA
This is a messenger RNA of Brassica oleracea var. oleracea, 765 nucleotides long. Its product is annotated as glutathione S-transferase T3-like. The transcript has a single exon. The record is from RefSeq and is a predicted model, not a curated record. The coding region runs from base 1 to 765 and encodes 254 amino acids. Lineage: Eukaryota; Viridiplantae; Streptophyta; Magnoliopsida; Brassicales; Brassicaceae.